Molecule: messenger RNA, 1863 nt
Organism: Bipolaris maydis ATCC 48331
Lineage: Eukaryota; Fungi; Ascomycota; Dothideomycetes; Pleosporales; Pleosporaceae
Product: abc transporter ATP-binding protein arb1
Molecular function (GO): ATP binding; ubiquitin protein ligase activity; ATP hydrolysis activity
Source: RefSeq, a predicted model, not a curated record
AUGGUCUCUGCGUCCAAAGCUGCCCGUCAGGCAAAGCGCGCCGCCGAGGGCGACGCCAAGCCCAAGAAGUCGGCCACUUCCAAGUUGUCGUCCAAGGCCAACUCCAAGAAUGCCUCCAAGGCCAACUCUGAGAAUGGCGACAACCCCGAGGACCUUGAGCUGAACGAGGAAGUCCAGAAGCUCACCCUCCAACAAGAUAAGCAUGGUCUGUCUGACCGUGUAACCACUGGUGUGCUUGCCUCGCUCGAGCAGUCGCGCGAUGUCAAGAUUAUCUCUGCGUCGCUCGUGUUCCACGGCAAGGUACUUUUCAACGACUCCACCAUCGAGAUCAACUACGGUCGCCGAUACGGUCUGUUGGGUGAGAACGGUUGCGGAAAGACGACGCUGCUCAAGGCCAUCGACAAGCGCGAGUUCCCCUUCCCAGAGCACAUCGACAUUUACCUGCUGAACCAGGGUGCCCCCAAGACUGAGUUGGGUGCCUUGGACUGGGUCGUCCGUGAGGCCGAGACUGAGCUGGCUCGUCUCGAGAAGAUGGCUGAGGACAUUCUUGAGAAGGACGGCCCUGAGAGCCCUCUCCUCGAGGAUAUCUACGAGCGUCAAGAAGACAUGGACCCAUCCACCUUCCACACUCGCGCUUCCCUCAUUCUUACUGGUCUUGGUUUCAACAAGGUCACCAUCAACAAGAAGACAAAGGACAUGUCCGGUGGUUGGCGUAUGCGUGUUGCGCUUGCCAAGGCUCUUUUCGUCAAGCCUGCUCUGCUCUUGCUCGACGACCCCACUGCCCAUUUGGAUCUCGAGGCCUGUGUGUGGCUUGAGGAAUACAUGAAGAAGUGGGAGCGCACCCUGGUUCUCGUUUCCCACUCCAUGGAUUUCUUGAACGGUGUCUGCACAAAUAUGAUUGAUAUGCGUCAAAAGAAACUCCUCUACUACGGAGGUAACUACGACGCUUACCACAAGACCCGUUCCGAGCAGGAGGUCAACCAGACCAAGGCCUACGAGAAGCAGCAAGACGAAAUCAAGCACAUCAAGAAGUUCAUUGCUUCAGCUGGUACCUACGCCAACUUGGUCAGGCAAGCCAAGUCUCGCCAGAAGAUCCUGGACAAGAUGGAGGCCGACGGUCUCAUCGAACCCGUUGCUGUUGACAAGGUCUUCACUUUCCGCUUCGCCGACGUUGAGAAGCUACCGCCGCCCGUGCUUUCGCUUGACAAUGUCACCUUCUCCUACUCUGGAGAUCCAAAAGACAACCUGUACGAGAACCUCGACUUCGGUGUCGACAUGGACUCGCGAACAGCCCUUGUCGGACCCAACGGUGUUGGAAAGUCAACGCUGCUCAACAUAUUCACCGGAAAGCUCAGCCCUACAUCUGGUGUUGUAUCGCGCCAUACUCACUUGAAGCUCGGUGUUUACAGCCAGCACUCUGCUGAACAGCUCGACCUUACCAAGUCUGCCCUUGACUUUGUCCGCGACAAGUUCCACCACAUCAGCCAGGAUGUCCAGUACUGGCGUCAACAGCUCGGCCGCUACGGUAUGACUGGUGAGGCACAGACGUCCAAGAUGGCUACUCUGUCCGAUGGUCAAAAGUCUCGUAUCGUCUUCGCUCUGCUCGCUAUCGAGGGCCCCAACAUGUUGCUUCUUGACGAACCUACCAACGGUCUGGAUAUCCCCACUAUUGACAGUUUGGCUGACGCCAUCAACGCCUUCAGCGGUGGUGUCGUUGUUGUUUCUCACGACUUCAGAUUGCUCGACAAGAUUGCCAAGGAUAUCAUGGUUUGCGAACACAAGACUGUCCGUCGGUGGGAUGGUACCAUUGGCGAGUACAAGGAUCACCUCCGCAAGAAGAUGGCUUCAACUGGUGCUCUCUAA